CGCCACGGGCCCUCCCUGCAAUGCAGCGCCAGGUUGCGCACUUGUACUCUCCUCGCGCCCAUGCUUUUGAUCCUCUCCUCGCGCCGGAGGCUUCGCUAGCAAGCUACCUCGCUACCUGACUCCCACCGCGGCGACACCACCUUCUCCUUCUCGCCGCCGCCGUAGGCGGAGGAAUCCUAAACCCUCCACCCGGACCGGUUCCAAUGCGGCCCUCCUCGGGCCAGCUGCCGCUUCCGGCGGCGGUGUCCGCGGAGCUGGCGCGGCUCGAGGCGGAGGUGGGGCAGCCCGCCGACCCUCUGGCGCGCGCCCGGCUCGCAGGGCUUGGCGAGGCCGCGGCGGCGCGGGUGCUCCGGAAGAUUUCGAAAAACCGGCGCCCGGUGCAGAGACUGUCCGCCUACAUCAUGCGCAUGGCGGAGAAGGAAAUGAUGGAGCGUCACGCCUCGGGGAUCCCCACCGCCGACAGCGCCGCGUGCGGCUCCGGCCCCUUCCGCCGCUUCGCGCAAGAGGAUUCCAUAUCUCGAGCACUGCACUACGAUGAUGUUGAAAUGGAGGUUCAGAGCCCCAAUGGUGAAAUGGCCUAUGGUCUUUCGAACCAGGCAAGGAUCGACGAGCCUGUGAGCCCUGCCCGCCAGCUGCCUUGGUUGCAGUAUCAUGAUAGCCCCUACGUCAGGACAGAAGCUUGUACUGUUCCAGACCCGGUUGAGAGCCCACCGGGUUGGAUCUCUCCCGGGUUGCAGCAUCACUCUCCUUUCUCAGCUGUGGCUUCUCCAAUGGCCAAUCGUGGAGGAAUUGAAGCUGGUCGUCUCGAGUACCAGAUGUCCGGUAGCCCUGCUGCCCGGGAGUUCACAACAAGCACUGUUCGGGACAUUACAAAGCGUGUCCAACAAAUGGAUGGCCCAUCAGGAAUGGCAGGGCUGGCAGCACCACCUUCUGUUGCCACUGUGAACGAUUUGAGGGCAACAGCGAGCCCUCAAAUGUUAGCACUGGGGGAGCUAGAGUUUGAUCGUUUUUUCCUCAUACGUGUGUACCUUGCAGACAAGAAGAUAGAAGACAUGCUAGUGGAUGCAAACUAUAUCAAGUAUUUAAAGUCACUUCCCAUGGAUUGCUUUGAGUCGGAAAUCUGGAACAAAUUUGGAGAGGAGUCUGUACCGGCAUCGGAUAGAAGAAAGAACCUUGAUUGGGACUCAAGCAAGACAAGACUGUACCAUUGUAUUGUCGAGAAAAAGGAUGACUCCAUAGUUACAACUUUUAAGGGACCAUAUAUAGAGAAUACAAGGACUCAUCUGCAGAAAAGUCUUGGUGAUGACAAUGUUCUGGUUGUGAAGUUUGCAGAUAUACCUGGGCAUAUGAACACCGCAGAAAAAUUUGGUAUCUACUGUACAUAUUACAGUCAGGUUGCUGAAGAUGGUAUCAUUUUGGGUUUGCGGCGCUAUCGCUUUUUCAUUUUCAAAGAUGGAGGGAAGGAGGAAAAAAUUGAGGAGAAAAAGAAAGAGAGAAACGAACAUUGCAGCUCGUCUGUUAGGUGCUAUUUUGUUCGUACUGAGUCUGGGUGGGAUAGGGAUGAGCCUUAUAUCCUCUCCAACAAAACAAUUGAUCAGGCCCGUAGGCUCUUUAUGCACAUACACACUGCUCCAACUGUGGCGAAAUAUCUGUCAAGGUUUUCUUUGAUAUUAUCCAAAACUAUGACACUAAAUGUUGAAUUCCCGGAGGUUAAUGUUAGAAUAAUUGAUGAUGAACCUUGCAAGUAUGAAGAUGGAAAAAUCGUUGUCAAAGACGGGGAGCCCUUAAUCCAUACGGAUGGGACUGGCUUAAUUUCAUUAGAUUUAGCUCUAAAAUGCCCCACCAGUGUCUCCAAGGGACUUUUUUCGAAGGCACAUGACCUGCAAGAUACUGUAGAUUCAAAGCAACAUGGAUACCUCAUCCCUGAACAUCCUCUUCUAAUGCAGAUGCGUUUGUUCCAUAAUGGAUGUGCUGUAAAGGGAACCCUUCUAGUUGAUAGUAGGCUUCCGGAAGGGACCAUUCAUAUAAGACCAUCAAUGAUAAAAAUAAAAGCUGAUCCAAAUUCAUCAGGUAUCCAGACAUUUAACUCGUUGGAAGUAGUUACUACAAGCAAACGACCUAAAAGGGUAGUGACAUCAAGGUUCUUAAUCGCACUACUUCACUAUGGACGGGUUCCAACGGACUAUUUUGUCGAGCUUCUAGGGAAGGCACUGAAAGAUAUUAAUAAAGUUCGUCAUACAACUAGAGAUUGGCUGGAAGUUGCAUUUAACCAUGCUGACAUGGAUGAUUCAAUGUCUGCACGAAUGAUUCUUUCUGGAAUUCAACCACAAGAUGAGGCCUAUUUGCAAUCCCAGCUAGCUCUAAUGACUAAGGAGGAAAGAAAAGGAAUCAAACAAGGAAAGAUCCCGAUCGACAAAUGUUAUUAUCUGAUGGGCACAGUGGAUCCCACAGGGACCCUGAAACAGGACCAAGUUUGCGUGAUACUUGAUGAAGGUCAACUUUCUGGAAAGGUCCUUGUUUAUAAACAUCCUGGGUUACAUUUUGGCGAUAUACAUGCCUUGACCGCAACUCAUAUUAAUGGUUUGGAGGAGAUCGUGGGAGAUUCCAAAUACGCUAUAUUUUUUCCUACUUCUGGACCAAGGUCUUUAGCUGAUGAGAUGGCCAAUAGCGAUUUUGAUGGCGACAUGUACUGGGUCUCAAAUAACACACAGCUACUGAAGCUGUUCCAACCUGGUGAACCAUGGGUUCAAAGAAUUACAUAAAAAAAGAUGGAACAGAAGAAGCCUCAGGAUUAUGAUGGAUUCAAGCUGGAAAGCCUGUUAUUCCAUGAGUUCUUGAGAUGUAGAUUUACACCCAGUUAUGUUCUGGGUACAGCUGCAAAUUGUUGGUUAACAUUUAUGGAUCGCCUUCUGACAUGUGGAGUUUCUGAGGGUGAAAAGGAAUCAAUAAAAGCUAAGAUGCUUGUGUUGGUUGACAUAUACUAUUUGGCUUUGGAUGCUCCAAAGACAGGGAACAAGAUCAAUAUUCCUGAGCAUCUGAUGGUCAAGAAGUACCCACACUUCUUGGAACGGGAACCUUCCUACCAUUCAACAUCCGUGCUGGGCAAGAUCUACGAUGAAGCGAUUUCACAACAGUCUGAAACUGCACCUCCAAUCAAUAUACAGCCCCUCGAAUGCUUUACAAAGGAAGGAGUAUCUGAAGAAUACAAGCGCCGUUGGACAUAUCUUUAUCGCGAAUACUUGAAUGAGAGCUCUUCACUCUGCAAGCAAGAAAACAAGGAAGAAAAGAACAUCAAGUUCCGAGAACUCUACCAAAAGCAUAAGCGGACGUUGUACCACGCCGAGGAGUUCGAAGAGAGCCCAAGGAGCCGCUCGGAUCUGUUCAACGAGGCCUGCGCGGUGUACCAGGUGGUGUACGAGCACGCGCUGCCUCGCAACGAGGUCGGCAAGUGCGGCUUCGCGUGGAAGGUGGCGGGCCGCGCGCUGUGCCAGUUGUACGCGCGGCAGCGCGGCGGCGACACGGUGCUCUGCUCGCUCCCGGUCGUGGCCGAUGCUCUCAGGAAGAAUCGCGCGUAGCACGUUGCUCUCUGCUCGGGACAGGAGCCUGAGGAGCGCCUGUUGUAGCACAAGCAGAUGUUGCAGUAGCAGUGCUAACGUUAGGAGAUGCACAAGGUGCGAACCUGUAAAGCUUAAUUCACCUGCGUCAAGCAGAGAAUGAUGUCUGUGUGUAUGGUAUGUAUCGCUCGUAGUGAUGUCUAUGGAUCGACUGGGUUCAGACUUUCAUUCGGAAUAAGGACUCGUCCAUGCCCUCUGUUUCAUCAAGAACAAAAAACUUGCCCA
Molecule: messenger RNA, 3839 nt
Organism: Phragmites australis (common reed)
Lineage: Eukaryota; Viridiplantae; Streptophyta; Magnoliopsida; Poales; Poaceae
Product: probable RNA-dependent RNA polymerase 3
Exons: 19
Biological process (GO): siRNA processing
Cellular component (GO): nuclear RNA-directed RNA polymerase complex
Molecular function (GO): RNA-directed RNA polymerase activity
Source: RefSeq, a predicted model, not a curated record